AACGUAUAGUUGAUAAUUUCCAUCCAAGUAAAUGGAAAGUAAAUAAUUAUUUUUUUUUAGGGAAUAUCUUUGAAUAGUAUCGUUCACCUGGAUCAUCAUCAUCAUUUAUUCCAGCACAUCUUCAAUCAAUUUGGAGUAAAGAAGAUGCUGUUCGUUCUGUUCUAUUUUCAUUAAUAUCAACACAAAUUAAUCAACAAACAUUUUCUACACCAUCAUCACCAAGAAAAAUUCGAUCACAAUCUGAUUCAUCAGCACCUAAUGCACUUUCUUCUUCAGCAAUUCUUAAUAUGUAUUUACCAAAAUCAAAUGAGAAUAAAAUUGAUAUUACAACAAAAACUACAUUAUCUGUUGAAUAUCAUACAUAUAUUAUCGAAAAGAUCUUGAAGGGCAAUGUUGUAAUGGUAGUAUAUGAUGAGACUGGUUCUGAAAGUGAAAAAAUGAGAUCUUCUGAAGACGAUGAAACAAAUAAUAAAAUGCUGAUGAUGAAUAGUGCAUCAACAGCAAAUUCAAAUGCCGUGGCUGACACUGUUCCAAUGAACGAAGAUUAUAAAGAUGACCAGCGUGAAUAUGAAGAUAAACGUAAACAAGUCAGUAGAUAUAAAUGA
Molecule: messenger RNA, 605 nt
Organism: Rotaria sp. Silwood1
Lineage: Eukaryota; Metazoa; Rotifera; Eurotatoria; Philodinida; Philodinidae
Source: the annotation of a GenBank genome assembly